Molecule: messenger RNA, 402 nt
Organism: Hibiscus syriacus
Lineage: Eukaryota; Viridiplantae; Streptophyta; Magnoliopsida; Malvales; Malvaceae
Product: chlorophyll a-b binding protein 13, chloroplastic-like
Exons: 1
Coding region: 1-402 (133 amino acids)
Biological process (GO): photosynthesis, light harvesting in photosystem I; response to light stimulus
Cellular component (GO): chloroplast envelope; plastoglobule; chloroplast thylakoid membrane
Source: RefSeq, a predicted model, not a curated record
AUGGUCGGAGCUCAAAUCUUCUCUGAAGGUGGCUUGGACUACCUAAGCAACCCCAACCUUGUCCAUGCUCAAAGCAUUCUCGCCGUCCUCGGGUUCCAGGCCGUCCUCAUGGGGCUCGUCGAAGGUUUCCGUAUCAACGGUCUCCCUGGUGCUGGAGAAGGCAACGACCUUUACCCCUGCAGCCAAUACUUCGACCCUCUUGGCCUUGCUGAUGACCCUGUCACGUUUACUGAACUUAAAGAAAUCAAGAAUGGUAGGCUGGCCAUGUUCUCUAUGUUUGGUUUCUUCGUCCAUGCCAUUGUCACUGGAAAAGGUCCCCUGGAAAACCUCUUGGACCACCUUGGCAGCCCUGUUGCCUACAAUGCUUGGGUCUAUGCUACCAAGUUUGUACCCGGAUCCUAA